Molecule: messenger RNA, 5243 nt
Organism: Culex quinquefasciatus (southern house mosquito)
Lineage: Eukaryota; Metazoa; Arthropoda; Insecta; Diptera; Culicidae
Gene: pico
Product: abnormal cell migration protein 10
Biological process (GO): signal transduction
Source: RefSeq, a predicted model, not a curated record
CAUCGUAGUUGUUAGGUUGUAGAGCAGUCAUUUCCAAAACUUUUUGCAUGUUUCGCGUACAUAUAAUCGAUUAAUAGUCACUGAAAUCCUUCAAAAAACGAUUAUCAUAUCAUCCGGAUCUUUUAUUCACUACUGUGUUGAUCACUUGGGCACUUGCGGUGUAGUGAAAAUUAUGAAAAUUCCUGCAGAUUGAAUAAAUUGCAGCAAAAGUACCAGCUGUGAGUUUUUCGUGUAAAAAAUGUGUGUGGGUAAACGCCCCUGCGAGCCGUGCAGCUUAUGUUUUAUGUUACUUAUUUGAAUAUUUGUGUAUAUGUGUUCUGUUCACCGAAUCGAAGAUAGUUCAAUUCAAAUGUUGGUAUUUUAUUCGGGCCUCGAAGAGGACGUCGUGAUAUCAAGAAGAGUUCGAAUGCUUUUGAGUGAUUAUUGAUAAGAGCAACAGCUAUAACACGUACUACUAAGAGGAGUCUUAUCAGCAGAUACCGCGUUCUGUGCCACGGGAGUCAUCAUCGAUCGCAUAGCCUAAAGAUUCGCAACACAAUGACUUCGUGUCUUACAGAAGACCCCGAUAAGCUGUUGAACGAAUGGCUUGGGGAGUUGGAGAAUUUGAUUGGAGGUUUGGAAGCACCCAGCGCGACAGUAACAUCGUCUGUAGCCAGAUUACGACCCAAAAGUAACACAUUGGCUGAUCGUACCGACUCCUACCGUUUUUCAAUGGCUAACCUUGAAGAAACACACGAAGCUGAGCUGGAUGCAAUCCUAGGCGAGCUUAGCUUGCUAGAGCAACGGGGUGAUUUGCGCCAAGGUCGAAGCCACAGUCGCACUAACUCGACUAUCUCAGCAGCUACAAAUACGACCAUUUCGUCGGAAAGUGGUUGCAGCAGCGUACCGGAUAGUGGUGCAAGUAUCAGUUCUUUACGUGAACCUCGUACAGACAGUCCGGACAAUGAUUCGGCAUUCAGCGACACGGUUUCACUCAUGUCCAGUGAAUCGUCUGCAUCCAGCAGUGUUAGUUCACAUUUGAAGAGUCUCCAACAGCAGGCCCAGAAUACGACAGACUCUGGAAAGCAAGCAAAGAUUCAUCUUGCAUUGCAAAAACUAGAACAAGCCACAGUCAGGCGACUGUUUGUGAAAGCUUUCUCAGCCGAUGGAGCAUCAAAGUCACUUCUAGUAGAUGCCACGAUGAGUUGUGGUCUUGUCACACGACUCUUGGCGGAUAAGAACCACUUACAGAUGGAACCAUCUUGGGCCAUAGUAGAGCACUUACCAGAACACCAAAUGGAACGAUUAUUUGAAGAUCAUGAAUUGUUAGUAGACAAUCUAAUGCUUUGGAGUAGAGAUUCCAAAAACCGAGUAAUGUUCCUUCAGCGACCCGACAAAAUAGCUCUCUUCAAAAAACCGGAACUAUUCUUACCGGGAACUCAGAUGGCACCAGGGAGCGAUCAUGAUGAGCAUACACGGUCAAUGCUGCUCGACGAGUUCUUUUCGGGUAAUAAUUUGAUUCCACUGGAAGGACCACUUUAUUUGAAAAGUGACUCUAAGAAAGGUUGGAAAAAGUAUCACUUCGUCCUGCGCGCAUCAGGGCUGCACUACUACCCUAAGGAUCAGAAAACGCGUUCCGCAAAGGAUUUGUUGUGCCUCGCGCUCUUUGCAGGUCACGAAGUAUACCGAGGAAUCGGUUGGAAGAAGAAGCACAAGGCUCCAACAGAUUACACAUUCGCACUACGAUGUCCGAAGGUUCCACCUGGUGCCAAAGGUAUUCGAUCGGUGAAAAUGCUCUGUGCUGAGGAUGCGACAGUGCUAGAGGCAUGGAUCACUGCUAUUAGAGUUACUAAGUACGGCAAAAAGUUGCUGGACAAUCAUCGAUCUUUAACGGAAGAUUUAGCAAGGGAGGAACUCGAUAAACUAUCAACAGCCCGAAGUGGAUCGAUCGGUAGCAUUGUUUCUUCAGUACCUUCACAGUGCAGUAGUAGUAGCAGUAACAGUAGUAGUAGCGGAGUAAAUCGUUUAGUUCCUGUACACAAUAAUGGCCGUUUAUCGCGUGCAUCAAGUUCAAGCUCCAGCGGUUGUCUAUCCGAUGAAAAUAAUGGCUUCGACUCAGAGUUUCCGACUGGUACCAUUAAGAAACCAUCGAUGAAGCCAAAUCUACCACUGACAUCGAUGACUCGACAACUGAAGGAAGUUGGAGAGACAACACGACUGAAUGACACCUCGCCGGCAUCUCCCGAACGAGGAGGUACUUUAACCAGGCGCCACAGCCGUAGAAGAAGUGAGGAAAGCAAUAACAGUGGAACAUUGAAGCGAAGACCUGCCAACAAUCGGGGAUCAGUAGAGAGUAUGAGUUCUUCCACUUCAACUCCUACACCAACUCCCGUAAACAGUGUUCCCGGAACGCCUGUUAAUCAGCAACAGAUGCCAAUACUAGUUAAUAAUAAUAAUAAUAAUUUAACUAUUACCGAGAUCAAUACUCCUCCUACGCCAGCAAAACCGAUAAACGCGCUCGAAGCAAUGCCGGCGUGUAUGACAGAUUCAACAUUCUCACUGCCACCACCUCCAGACGAUCUCGGAACAAAUUUCUCAGGUUCAACAUUAUCGCUGGACUCGCUGCCUCCACCUCCGCCACCAAACGAAUUAGACAAUAGUUUUAGUGGAUCUCAGUUGUCGUUAGUGAGUGUGCAAAUGCCGCUGCCUCCGCCACCACUGUUGAACAUGCAGUCCGUCGUACAAUCACAAGCUGUCAUUGAAAAUGUGAAGCAGGCAUUGCAAGACAUUGCGAAUGAGGCUCAAUCAAACAGUUCCACAUCACAAGACGUAACUCCAACUAACGAGAAUCUCGAAGUUACUAGUAGCAUUAAACAAUCAAUUAUGAAAUUUAAUAGUCAAACUUUACCAACUCCAGCACCAACUAACUCUAUUAAAAUAGAACCAAUUUAUUCAAAAACUAUGAAACCUUCGGCACUCAAGGCACCUCCAUACAAAGCUCCUCCACCAUACAACGGAGAUGUGGCUGUAAGUCAGUCUCCGCCACCAUCUGUUUCGAACAAGAGUGUCAAGUUUGCCGAUUCUCCAGUGCUCCUCAGGCGCAAAGUUUGCUUUGAGGAUGAAGUUCACGAGGCUCAAUACUCACCGCGUAGAACUUCUAGAGACGUUUACUCGACCCCCCCAAUACCGCCUCCAAGAGCGGAAGCCACGCGACUUUCGACCUCGUAUACUUCUCCAAAGCGUUUGAGCGAUUCGGCGUCAAAUCCUCCGAGAGACUUUCUCAAAGACCUGCAAAGGGUAAUGAACAAAAAAAUAUCUCAAAAAUGUAAACUGGAGCCGGCCACAACGCCUCACGAAGUUCUUGGAUUCCGUGAUUUACCGAAUGAAAAUCAUUCAUCUCACUACUACAGGGAAUCGGCUAAUGUUAGCCACUGGGUCCAAGAGCAUUAUGGUUCCGACGCACUAUACGAAAAUCUCGGAAUCAAUUUGGGCAUGGAACCCGUACCAGCAGCACACUUGCAAAGUGCAGGUUCGAUUAAAAAAAGGCCUCCACCGCCUCCUCCAAAGCGAAGUGAGAAGACACAGCUUACAACAACGACGCCACAACAAAGGUUAUAAGAUUGGGCCAUUCUCGGCUUUUCAAACUGUCUGUUGACGGUAAGAAAAACCGUUCGUUGCCAGCGGUUGGAAGGAUCCUCUUGCAAUGUUAGUGAAGUGUAAAUAUAGAAUGAUAUUUGUGUAGAUUGGAAUAGGGAAAUAAGGGGAAAACGGCACUCAAUAGUGUCAUAAGAUGGCUGCAAUAUGAUUGAACCGAGCAAAUUGAGACUGCGUGGGACUAGAAAUAUUUUCAAAAAUGUCAAAUCGAAAACAUUUAAAUAAAUUAAAAAAAAAACAGGCUUAAUAUUUCCAGUAUCCGCAAAAAAACGUGAUUGUGAUGGAUUUUAUAGAAAGCGACAUAAUUUAUUAUCAUGAAAAAAUAAAUAUAUGACAAUUAAAUAAAGCUACAGAGCGGUUGUACGAAACUAUGAACACAAAAAUUGAUGAAAACCGCUUAAAUCGAAAAAUAAACUAGACUCCGUAUAUAUUUAUGUUAUUGCAAUAAUUUGAAUGAUUUGAAACAGUUAAUUAUCUUUCUGUGAAAUUUCCCAAUAAACGUCGAUGGUAUGCAAUGAAAGUAAUAAAUAAGGAGUAGAAGUUGUAAAAAUAUUAUGUUAUAAUUCUUAUGAUUAUGUGUCAUUACGAAUUUAUUUCCCAAACAAGUGGGUGUAAAAAUAUACAAAUAUUUGUAAAAUGUUUAUCAAACAACAAAAAGUGCCAUAGGCUAAUUGUGGAAAAUAAAAAUAAAAGCUACAUUUCCACUCAGUACUAUUUAUUGCAUCGAGUCCAUAUUCCGCACUUCUCAGAAGGAUUAUUGAAAACAAAACAAUCUCCUUUGCAAAAAUUUUACUCUAAAUUAUUCUUCGUUUUGUGUUAAUCAUCACCAAAGCUAGCACUAGCGUAAAAUCAUCCAGGCUAGCAAAUUUUACCAGCGUGUAAUAAUAUUGCAGUAAUGCGAAAUUAAUUUAGGAACAUGAAUUAUACUGGAUGAAGUUUUACAUCAAAAUAUACACAUAACAUUUUUGAAUCAAAGGUUUUGUAGUGUCCACGUAUUGGACAAUAAAAUAUACAACAAAAUAUAAUAAUAUAAAAUUGGUGCUUUCGAAAAGAAACAAUAUUCAACACAUAAAAUUCCGAAGAGCCAACUGCUAAUCGUUGCUUAUAAAAGGUAUGCAAAUUAUUAUAUCAUAAUUGGAGCAAUUAUCGAUUAAUUCAAAAUUCACUUCACAUAAGCAAGAUUCUAUUAAAUCCAAUACAACACAAAACUAAAAUAAAACACACUGAACCCUCAAAACGGUGUCGAUAGAACCGUCUGAAAUAUUAAGGUGGAAACAACAAUACAAAACAAACCGUCUAAACUAUUAAAAGUUGUGCCACUAGCAAAAAACUCUGCAAGUAUGUAAAGAACGAGUAUAUUGUGUCGUGAAUUAUAAGAACAGAACGAGUUAGAACGAGAGUAUGAGAGAAAGAGUAAACGAUGAAUGUAAACUGGGAAAAGAGAUAUAUUAAGUAAAGAGGAAAAUUUGAGGUGGAAAUUCAAUUUUAUGAAUUUACAAUACUUCCAAGCGAUUAAAUUUGUUUGUGCUACAAAUCGCAACUCGAUUUGAUUUGUAUAGCAGUUGCGAAAGAGUUCGAACUAUGUCAAAUAAAUAAAUAACUACAGUAAA